Molecule: messenger RNA, 1328 nt
Organism: Fomitopsis serialis
Lineage: Eukaryota; Fungi; Basidiomycota; Agaricomycetes; Polyporales; Fomitopsidaceae
Exons: 6
Coding region: 128-940 (270 amino acids)
Biological process (GO): protein stabilization
Cellular component (GO): nucleus; cytoplasm; membrane
Molecular function (GO): adenyl-nucleotide exchange factor activity; protein-folding chaperone binding
Source: RefSeq, a predicted model, not a curated record
CUUCCUAAUCCGAUUGUUCGUCAACGUUCUCCCACGUUCCUCCCUUUUCCCCGCAUUUCAUUUCGCGCGGAGUCCCAUUCCUCAGCCACCUCCCCGUUCGACGCCACCGCCUCUCAGCGAGCUGGCCAUGAGCUCCACAACGGUCGAAGCAUUGUCCUCGUCCCUUUCCUCUGCCCUCCGCGACCUACGCUCCUUCGCAUCCAGCGUGAACUCGCCCCUCGCUUUUGUCGUUCCGAUCCUAGUCAUCCUCCUCCGCGUCGCAUACGUGCAGGUCAGGCACAUCCACGAGGAACGCAGCGCAAAGAAGCGCGACAUGAGCUACACCGUGAAAUGGGGUAGGGAACGGCUGCAUUUCCCGCUUCCCGCGCCCGACGCAAAGUUGGCGGAGAUCCGACAUGAAAUCGCGACGUACACUCAAUUGGACCCUCAAUCCUUCAAGCUCGUCCACGCCGGCGCCGUCAUGAGGGACGACAACGCACCGAUAUCCGCAUAUGGCAUCAAACUAAACUCAACCAUUGCUGUGGUCGGCAGCGGUGAUGUCCCUCCCACAUCGAAGCGGCACAAACACAAGGAGAAGCCCGCAGAGCGCACGGAAGCUUCCACAGUCGCGCAGAUCCGCGGUGAACUCGAUGCCGUGCGGCUCACGCUCAAGCCAGACGUCGAAGCAUUCCUCACGACGCUCGACCCCCCCGCCGCUGUGCCUGGGCCGAAGACAACGCAGCUCGGAGGACGCAACACCGACAUUGAGCUGGAGCACCGAAGACUGGGCGAGCUGCUCCUCCAGUCGCUGCUGAGACUGGACGCCAUCACGGCAGAGGGCGAAUGGGAGGAGGCCCGGAAGGAGAGAAAGGGCGCGGUAAAGGAGGUGCAGGGCUUGCUGGACCAUUUGGAUGGCGGAUGGAGAGCGCGGCCCCGGGCGAAGGCGCAGUCCGAGACGUGAGUGCGAGGCACACAUACCUUCCACUGUUGUGUAGACAGGCUAGACGGGAUAGCUAAGGUUGGUUCGUGAUAAUUAUUGACGGAGCUUGCUUAUUCUGGGAUACCUGUAUCUACUUGUGCAAGUCCGACGCGUGCAUAUUCUCGUCGACUCCGAUCAUGAAAGCGGCUCCGACACCGCCCCGCGUCGUGGAAUCUGCGUCAACAUGUCGGGACCGACGGGCAGGGACUUCAGAUCGUCAGACCGGCUGCCCCGAUGGUUGUCCAGCCCAUGUGGCUCCGCCGUCCUAAACCCGCAUCUCAGGUCGCGAUCGGCCCACCCCGGUUCCGUAGCAUUGGGGGUGCCUCUCGUCGCAAUCUCGCCACAAUCUCGCCUGUCCUGGAGUGCCUUC